Messenger RNA from Melopsittacus undulatus (budgerigar), 2857 nucleotides. It is a transcript of the gene ENTPD7, whose product is annotated as ectonucleoside triphosphate diphosphohydrolase 7. Gene Ontology annotation, cellular component: Golgi apparatus. NCBI's taxonomy places the organism in Eukaryota, Metazoa, Chordata, Aves, Psittaciformes, Psittaculidae. Gene Ontology annotation, molecular function: UDP phosphatase activity; GDP phosphatase activity. Bases 103 to 1929 code for a protein of 608 amino acids. Gene Ontology annotation, biological process: UDP catabolic process. The record is from RefSeq and is a predicted model, not a curated record. The transcript has 12 exons.
GUGCUUAUUGGCCGCGCUGGCGGCGCCUGGUGACGUGUCGAACGGUGCCGGUGGCGGGUGCGGGCAGCGGGGCGAUGUGCGGGCGGGCGGCGGCGGGUGCACAUGGCCAGGAUCGGCGUGUCCUGCCCGUCGUGGCGUUCGGCGGGACCAUGCCCGUGCCCGGCACCACGGCAGCGCCCGGUGGCGCUGGGGCUGGCUGUCACCGUGGUGGUGGUGCUGCUGCUGCUGCUGGCCACCACCACCCCUGGCCGCCAGGCCGGUCCGGGCCGCGCCGCUCGGCGCGAUGAGAGGUACCUGGCACGGGCGGAGGAGCUGACGGCCACCGACACCGAGGACUUGGCCCUUAAUUACGGGGUGGUUGUGGACUGCGGGAGCAGCGGGUCCCGGGUCUUUGUGUACUUCUGGCCCCCGCACAACGGGAACCCGCACGACCUGCUGGACAUCAGGCAGAUGAGGGACCGCAACAGCCGCCCCGUCGUCAAGAAGAUUAAACCAGGUAUCUCUGUGGCGGCAGCAGCGGCCCCUGAGCAAGCUACGCCCUACCUGCGGCCUCUGCUUCAGUUCGCAGCAGCCCACGUCCCGGCUCGGAAGCACAAGGAGACUCCGCUUUACAUCCUGUGCACAGCAGGCAUGAGGCUGCUGCCCGAGGGGCAGCAAGCUGCAAUCCUGGAGGACUUGGUGAGAAAUGUGCCCCAAGAAUUUGAUUUCCUCUUCUCCAAAUCACAUGCAGAAGUGAUCUCAGGGAAACAGGAAGGUGUGUAUGCUUGGAUUGGCAUCAACUUUGUCCUGGGACGGUUUGAUCAUGAUGAUGAAGAGGAUGCGGUGGUCACCGUAGCGCUGGGGGACAAGGGAGAGUCCCUGGUUCGGAAACGAACAGUUGGGAUCCUAGACAUGGGGGGUGCCUCCCUGCAGAUUGCCUACGAAGUGCCUGACUCCAGAGCCUUCUCCUCCCCGCAGCAGGAGGAGGCUGCUAAGAGCUUGCUGGCAGAAUUCAACCUGGGCUGUGACGUGCAGCACACUGGCCAUGUGUAUCGUGUCUACGUCAACACCUUCCUCGGCUUUGGGGGCAAUUUUGCCCGACAGCGCUAUGAGGAUCUUGUGCUGAACCAGACCCAUGUACACAACCGCCUGCACGGCCAGCAGAUGGGGCUGAGCUCAGAGAUGCCCUUCCUGGACCCCUGCCUACCAAUGGGGCUGGAGGAUACGGUGGUGAGGGGUGGACAAACCCUAUUUGUGCGGGGACGAGGGGACUGGCCAGCCUGUGUGAAGCUGCUGCAGCCCCUCCUGGAUGGGCCCAACAGCAGCCAGGCCUCCCUGGUGGGGGCCUACAAAGCACCCAUUGACUUUGGCAACAGCGAGUUUUAUGGCUUUUCUGAGUUCUUCUACUGCACUGAGGAUGUGCUGCGCCUGGGGGGCCACUACAGUGCCCCCACCUUCACCUCUGCUGCCCAGGAAUACUGCAGCCAGCAGUGGGAGGUGCUGACCCGACGCUUCCGUGGUGGCCUCUACUCGGCUCACGCUGACCAGCACCGGCUGAAGUAUCAGUGCUUCAAAUCAGCCUGGAUGUACCAAGUCCUUCAUCAGGGCUUCAGCUUCCCCCUGGAUUACCCGAGCCUGCACACGGCCCAGCUGGUGUAUGACCGGGAGGUGCAGUGGACACUGGGAGCUAUCCUCUACAAGACACGGUUUCUGCCGCUCAGGGAUCUCCGUCAGGAGAGCAUCCGGCAAGCACACGUCUCCUGGCUGCGCCUCUCCUUUGUCUACAACCACUAUCUGUUCUUUGCCUGCAUCCUGGUUGUGGCGCUGGCCAUAGUCCUCUACCUCCUGCGGCUGCGCCGCAUCCACCACCGGCAGCUGCGCUUGGCUCAGCUCAACCUGCUCUGGCUGGACAAGGUGGUGGUGCCACUGGGCCAGGGGAAUGGGCCAUGACACUGCCAGUACCUGCUGUUCAUUUGCACCAGCAGAACCAGGACUGGUUCACAGCCUGGACUCCGAGGGCUUGGACUCCUUAAAGAUCAUCUCAACUCUGCACUCUGUCAUCUCCAUAUCAGAACCAGAUCCUGUGCGCUCCUGAGGCAGCUAUGGACAGUGGAGCCUGGCUCUCUGCUUUGCCCCAGAAGUAAUCUUUGCAUUCCUCAGCCUCUGGCCUUUGCCUUGCUACGUGGUGUAGAGCAAAGUCCUCUGCUGCCAGCAUGUUCAAGGCUGCAGCCCUGGCAAGUCCCUCAGAUAAACAGGACACUAUCACUGAGGCUGUGGCCUGAGGCACUGGGCCACCCCAUGACUCAACCACGGGGUUGCAGAGCAAUGUGGUGUGGUGCUGUAGCUCAUUGGGGGGGGGGGGGGGGUCUUCUGCAGUGCCUGACAAGUCCAUGGGCUGGAGAACAGCAGUGGCCAGCAAAGUUACUGCAGAAUGCAGGUGAGCCAAGAGUUCCACUGGGCUGUUCUGCUCUGCUCAGCCCGCCCCCUCAGAGCAUUCCUUAACAGCUGUCAUGCUCUUUGCCAUGGCUCCCUCUCCUAGGACAAUCACCCAUGGUCCCAGGCUGAGCCCUGAGGGCUCAGGGACUGGUCCCUAAAGCACCAUGAGUGGUUGCUUUUCCUUCUGUAUAUUCCCUCCUGGGCACAUCUGCCCCGUGGCGUCCCCCACGUUAAUCAGGCAUAAACCAGGACCCGUGGUUUUUCCACAUGCGUGCAGGCUGGCCCUGCCCCUUGGGGAACCACCUCACUCCAGCCCAGCUGUGCACAAGCCUUCAUCUCCUGGGGCUGGAGCCCAGCAAUGAACCAAUGAAGUUUGUCACUUUUUACUUGAACUCAGCUGCUCCCACUCCUGUAGCAAUAAAUGAACCCCUUGAGCCAUUGA